AUGACAGAUAAUACAUUCAAAAGAAGAAAACUGACAAAUGAGGAAAUUGAGGAAUUUUUUUUUAAUUCUGAUGAGGAGAUUUUUGACAGCGAGGCAGAGAGUGACAGUGAUGAGGAUCUUCCCCCAAAUCUUGAAGCUCUGGACAACUUUGAAGACGAAGAGAUGACACCAGUUCCUAAUGAGGCAGAAGAGGUAACAUUAAACUCAUUGUUGUGGAAGGCAACCAACCUUUUUUAUCCUCCUGGCCCAGGCAAUUUUAACAACCAGCACUGUGGUGUGCAAAAUCCACCAGAAUCACCCAGUGAGGUAAAUUGUUUUAAAUUGUUUCUAACGGAAGAUGUCAUGGGAGAAAUUGUGGAGGAAACAAACCGCUAUGCCUCUGACUUGCAAGAGAAGGAAAUGAAAGGGAAGCUGGUUAAAUGGGUUCCAACAAAUAUCCCUGAAAUGUACACAUUUUUAGUGUCAGUUCUCUUAAUGGGUGUGAUCAAAAAACCAUCACUUCGUGAUUACUGGAGCACAGACCCCAUGCUCUUGACCCCAUUUUUUGGGUCUUUGUUCUCACAGGAUCGCUUCCUUCUGCUCCUCCGCUGUCUUCACUUUGCAAACAAUGCAACAGCAGUUUCCAAUGACCCGCUGAAAAAAAUCAGACACAUAUUCACUGCGCUCACCUCCUCUUUUCGUCGCAUUUUUGUGCCAUACAGGGAUCUGUGUGUGGAUGAGUCUCUGAUGAAGUGGAAAGGCAGGCUGGCAUUUCGUCAGUUCAUUCCAUCUAAACGGCACAGAUUUGAGAUCAAGUUUUUUGUUUUGUGUGAUGUGCUAACUGGUUAUGUGGAGGACAUGAUCAUUUACACUGGAUCCUCCACUGACAUACAACAUUACCCAGGACUUGGGAUUUCUGGGUCCGUUGUGAUGACACUCUUAGCACCUUACUUAGGCAAAUGUCAUGUUCUAUAUGUUGACAACUGGUACAGUAGUCCCAUACUUUUCCAGCACCUCUUGUCACUUGGCACUGGAGCUUGUGGGACCGUGCGCGGACACAGAAAAGGGAUGCCAAAGUUCACCUGCAAGAUGAAAAAAGGUGAGGUGGAAUUCAAAGAGAAUGGGUCACAGUUGGCAGUAAAAUGGCAUGACAAGAGGGAUGUUCAUGUCCUUACCACAGUCCAUCCAACUGGUAUGGCAGCCACAGGCAAGCUGGAUCACCUCACUGGGCAACCAAUGAUGAAGCCAGUCUGUGUGCUGGAGUACAACAAAAAGAUGGGUGCAGUUGACAAAGCUGAUAUGAUGACUGGUUUUCAUGAAUGCACCAGAAAGUCUACCAAGUGGUACAAGAAAGUAUUUUUUCAUGUACUCGACACGGUUUUACUCAACAGCCACAUCGUCUACCGGCAAAUUACUGGAAAGGAAAUCACCUCCCUACAAUUCAGGACGAACCUGAUGAGAGGGCUGCUGGAGGAGUACAGCACACUGCGAGGUCCAACCAAAGGCGGGCGUCCUGCCUUGGACACUCCUCUGCGCCUUACAGCCAGGCAUUUCCCAUCUGAAGUCCCUCAGACCACUUCCCAGGGCAGCAAGACCAGGCGGCACUGCAAGGUCUGCCUCUCCAGCACACGCAAGGGCAAGCAGAGGCGCCUCACCAAGCACAUGUGUGUGCCAUGCAACACUCCCUUGUGUGCUGUCCCGUGUUUUGAGGAGUACCACACACUGAAGCAUUAUUAAGCCUGUAAAAAGUCAAAGUAUAUUAAUUCAUGAUGAUACAUUGUUAAUUAUUAUUUAUUGUAAUCAUAUUAAGUGUGUAAAAUAGUUUGCUUUAAACAAAACCAUUUAUUAAAAGUCAGUAUAUUUAUAGUUUUUUGUUUAAUAUUUAUUGUACAUAGUUGUUUUUAUAUUUGUUUACAAAGCGGAUAUGAUGACUGGUUUUCAUGAAGCAUUAUUAAGCCUGUCAGAAAAAAGUCAGAGUAGCCUAUAUUAAUGAAUUUAUGAUGAUACUUUAUAAUUUAUUGUAAUUAUAUUAUUAAAUAUAAAAGGUACCAGUAUGUAUAAUAUAGUUUAUUUUAAACAAAAACAUUUA
Molecule: messenger RNA, 2068 nt
Organism: Carassius gibelio (silver crucian carp)
Lineage: Eukaryota; Metazoa; Chordata; Actinopteri; Cypriniformes; Cyprinidae
Product: piggyBac transposable element-derived protein 4-like
Exons: 2
Coding region: 1-1716 (571 amino acids)
Source: RefSeq, a predicted model, not a curated record